CGUUUUCCAUGCGUUUCCACGGAAGCAGAUGAAGUGACCCCUUUCGUGAACCGGAUUGUAAUUGUGUGGAAAUGUGUAAGAUCUCCAGUUAAAAAAUCACAAAGCUGUGAGCCUUACUAUAUGGUGAACCCGUAUAGCAAAUUAUUGAUAACGAGAGAUAUAGUACAUAGAUCUAUUCCAGCAGAUCGUCCUCCAAAUAGCCUCUCAGGAUGUCUGAAGACGGAUCAGGUCAGACGGCACCGAACCGUAUCCCCAUAAACACGAGCAUGAAUGUUAAUCAACCGCAGAGGCCCGUGCACUGCAAAACGCCGAUACAAAUCCUCCACGAGUACGGCAUCAAGACCGGCAACCUGCCGGUGUACACCAUGGAGAAGGCAGAGGGGGAGGCCCACCAGCCCAGCUUCAUCUUCAACGUCAAGAUAGAAGACGUGUGCUGCUCAGGUCACGGUUCCAGUAAGAAGGCGGCCAAACACCGGGCGGCCGAGGGCGCUUUGAGCCUGCUGCAGAUCAACAUGGGAUCCGCUGUGUGCCCUGCCGUCAAACAAGAAAGCAACGGUGUCGCAGCAGAGCCCAGCGAACACCCCAACUCAGUCGGCAUACUGCAGGAGCUCGCUCUGCAGCGAGGUUGGCGUCUCCCCGAGUACACAGUCCUCAUGGAGGCCGGCCCGCCCCACCGGAGGGAGUUCACGGUGACCUGCCGCAUGGAGUCCCUCUCUGAGACCGCCGCGGGGAACUCGAAAAAGGCCGGGAAGCGAGCGGCGGCCAAUAAGAUGAUUGCGAAGCUCCAGAGUCUGUCGGGAUGCGGAGAAAUAACCUGGGCCCCUAAACCCAGCAUCCGUCUGGAGGAGCUGCGGAGCUCCACCGCGGAGAAGCUCUCUCUGCUGCGCCGGAGCCCCCUGAGCAUCCCCAACACGGACUACAUCCAGAUGAUGUCGGAGCUCGCCACGGAGCAGAGCUUCGAGGUCGCCUACUUCAACAUCGACGAGCUGACGGUGAACGGGCAGUACCAGUGCCUGGUGGAGCUGUCCACCACGCCGGUGACCGUGUGCCACGGGACAGGCAUCAGCUGCGGGAACGCGCAGAACGACGCGGCGCACAGCGCUCUGCAGUACGUCAAGAUCAUGGCGUCGGCCAACUGAAGCCCGGCCACAUCAGUGGCACCCACCUGUUCGUCACGUUUUUUUAUGUAUCUCCGAAGAGAGAGGUGUGUGUGUGUGUGUGUGUGUGUGUGUGUGUGUGUGUGUGUGUGUGUGUGUGUGUGUGUGUGUGUGUGUGUGUGUGUGUGUGUGUGUGUGUGUGUGUGUGUGUGUGUGUGUGUGUGUAUAUACCCAUGGACACAUUGAGACCUUUUUUGUCGGUUUUUUCAUUUGUAUUUAUUUUUGGUUUAAAUCCAUGGACACCAGUUACUUCUGAAUGUCCAUAAAGCGCUCGUUGGUAAGCUUUGUGUGUGGCCCUGUCGAGUGAUGCGUUGUGUUCUACGUCUUGUUCUUUUAAAACACUCAUUUGAGCGGCAGCUUUAGCCCCAGAAUGGAAUCAAUGGAACAAGCACUUCUUGAUGAGUGAUGAGAUUUACUAGGAUUAAUAUAUCUAUAUGUUAAGGGAGCUAAUGGAUGGAAAUAGUAAAUGGUAUUGUUUGUUUAAGAGUAAUGGAAAGGCCUUCUAUUUGAGUUUAUUUUCUAUCCUGUUAAUUUGAUGAUGUGUAACUAAUGAUAGCCAUUUGGUUAGGACAAGUCUGUGUUUAGAAACGUUUCGUGACUUGACACUAAAAUAGGAACUAGUCUCGGUAGCUACAAAUGCCAUUCCCCUUAAAAAAAUUGUUGUGACUGAAAAGUAUUUUGACAGUACUGUUCAACUUAAUUUCUGUCUUUUUCCAGCCUUUUUACCCAAACGUUCAUCUGUACUUUGAAAAUAUGAAAAAACAAUUGUGACAUUUGUUUCAA
Messenger RNA from Gadus morhua (Atlantic cod), 1940 nucleotides. RefSeq names its product protein kinase, interferon-inducible double stranded RNA dependent activator (gene prkra). Lineage: Eukaryota; Metazoa; Chordata; Actinopteri; Gadiformes; Gadidae. Bases 210 to 1139 code for a protein of 309 amino acids. Gene Ontology annotation, cellular component: nucleus; RISC-loading complex; RISC complex. The record is from RefSeq and is a predicted model, not a curated record. Gene Ontology annotation, biological process: regulation of regulatory ncRNA processing; siRNA processing. Gene Ontology annotation, molecular function: siRNA binding; double-stranded RNA binding. The transcript is spliced from 8 exons.